AUGGCUAAAAGCAUGAUAAUACUAUAGAUAGCUGGCAUUGCAGUAUGUGCCUUCUCUAGCAUUGUUAAAAAUGAAGCAAUCUUAGAUAGCAACGAUGAUUUUCCCAAUUUUGGUCUUAUUCCUUUUUAUGUGACAUUAAGCUUUGGAGUAAUUUUGCUACUGACUGGAAUAUAUGCAUUAUUUACCUCCUACAAAUUCAGCAGAGUUAUGAGAAUCAUUCUUGGAUUUUUGAGUUUCAACUUAUUCAUCGCCUUCAUAGUAAUUGGAUCAUUGCUAUUCUCAGAGUAUAAUAGAGGCUUAAGAAUAAUGGAUUCUUAGUGCAGAAGAGUUGAGAUGAAAGAGUAUGAUGAAAAUCCAAAAAUGCAAAAUCUGAUACUGUUUACUGGACUGUACGACAUUGUUCUAAUGAAUCUAUCAAAUCAAUACAUGUGCACGAAGAUUUGUCCAUGUAAAGGUGUAGAUCACUCUAAUCUUUGGAGUGAAUAAUAAUUGAAUUCAGUAGGAAGGACUAAAUAUUAAUUGAGAAAUCAAAAUUAAGCUAUUACCAACAAUUAUGUGCCACUAUUAUUUAAUGAUAGUAGAGGCUACUCUAAUUUUUAUGACUGCUACGAAUAAGAAUUGAUGACGGGUGAUAAUAAGUAAACCUAAAUAGCUCCAUUCCCCUAAAGUAUUCUCAGAACUAUUAAAAGGCUAGAAAACUCCUUUGAGUGCAAUAACUAUUGUGAAUAAAGCCUUUUCUAUAUGUUUAAGGAUAUUACUGAAGGACCCCCUAAGAGUAGCUGCUACACUCCAAUCAAGCAAAUGCUAAAAAGAUUACUAGAGAAUGGUGGAAUUAUUAGCAUUUUCGCUUCAAUCUCAUUAUUCUUCUUGCUUUUAGGUUUGAUCUGUAAUUGUAGAUAUAAGAGCAUUAAGGACUAUGAGUAUUAGUUGAACUAAAAUUCAAAUAGAGAAAUUUUAGGGCAUUCAUUUGGAGAAAAUAAAGUUGAUGACUCAAAUGACAUUGGAAAUAAAAGGUAAUAAACUAAUGAGAGUCUUCAUCAAAAACUUAGCGAUAUUGGAGGGAAAAAUAUAAAUGUGAUUGAAGAUGGCCAAGACUAGAUCGAAUAUGUGCUUACAAAUAGCAAUGAUUCAAAUAGAGAUAGUCCAAUGAAGUCAUAAAAUUAGAAGGAAGAAAUAGAUUAUAAUGAUAGUUAAAUAUGA
Molecule: messenger RNA, 1200 nt
Organism: Stylonychia lemnae
Lineage: Eukaryota; Ciliophora; Spirotrichea; Sporadotrichida; Oxytrichidae
Source: the annotation of a GenBank genome assembly